GGGAUUCUACAUUAAUUUAACUUUCUGUUUUAGAUUUUAGUACAAUGUUUGCUUCGAAUUGAUUGUUCUGGGCAUAUAGUUAGACAAAGUGCAAAAAUAUUAGUGGCAUUAAGCAAUGACUUCCAGUUGAUAAUCUCAGUUCUUCAGAGCAAUGGAACAAGAACAAGCUAUAGGAGCAAAAAGGGUCUGGGAAUCUGUAAAGUUAUAUACUGUCAAGUGCGCCAAAUGUUCAAAAUGGAGGCUCAUCCCAACAAAGGAAAAGUAUGAGGAGAUACGGGAAAGGAUCGUAGAACGAUCUUUCCUAUGCGAUACAGCACGUGCGUGGCGACCUAGUGUCUCUUGCAAUGAAGAAUCAGAUGUUAAGCAGGAUGACAGUUUCCUUUGGGCUAUGGACAAGCCGAGAAUUCCCCAAACUCCUCCAGGCUGGCAACGUAUUUUACGAAUCAGAGCUGAAGGCGGCACAAAAUUCGCUGAUGUGUAUUAUGUCACCCCAUCUAACAAAAGAUUACGUUCUAUGGUCGAACUUAGCAGGUACAUUAAUGAGCAUCCGCAUCUAUGCGAAGGCGUCAACAUCUCGCAAUUCUCGUUUCAGCCCCCAGUACCAUUGGAUGAGAAAUACAUUGCAAAGCGAGCCCGUUCUACCACCCAUGACACAAGCAGUACUCCUGCAGCAGGUUUCAUGAUGCUUUCCCUUGAUUCGCCAGAACGAGAGACGUUCAACGAUGGUCUUCCGAGCCGGUGGUUCGUUCAGACGACGGAGAAAAUGCCGGCGGAAGGUGCAGUCGCGGCGGACGACGAUUGA
Molecule: messenger RNA, 802 nt
Organism: Sesamum indicum (sesame)
Lineage: Eukaryota; Viridiplantae; Streptophyta; Magnoliopsida; Lamiales; Pedaliaceae
Source: RefSeq, a predicted model, not a curated record